This is a messenger RNA of Aethalodelphis obliquidens (Pacific white-sided dolphin), 3510 nucleotides long. It is a transcript of the gene MARK3, whose product is annotated as microtubule affinity regulating kinase 3. Lineage: Eukaryota; Metazoa; Chordata; Mammalia; Artiodactyla; Delphinidae. Gene Ontology annotation, cellular component: cytoplasm; plasma membrane. Gene Ontology annotation, biological process: protein phosphorylation; microtubule cytoskeleton organization; intracellular signal transduction. Gene Ontology annotation, molecular function: tau-protein kinase activity; ATP binding. The record is from RefSeq and is a predicted model, not a curated record. The transcript has 18 exons. The coding region runs from base 640 to 2901 and encodes 753 amino acids.
UUCCGGCAUCCGGAGGCAGCAAAGGAAGCCGAGGGGCGGCCAUCUUGGGUCCGUGAGGCUCGGAGGUGCUGGGGGCGGCGGUGUCGGUGGCCACUGGGCGGAGGCUGAGGCGGAAAGCGAGCCGGAGGGAGAAGAACAGCCGGGUGCAGGCGCCGCCUCCGCAGCCCCAUCCAUGGUCGGCGCCCGCAGGCCGUGGGGACCUGUCUUGCACUCCACCUCCUCCACAUCCUCCUCUUCUUCAGGGGCCGCCGGCGGCGCUGUGUGGAGGCCCCGGCGCUGAAAUCCGCGGCGCGACGGGCGGGGGCGGAGGAGGAGGCGAGGGGGUCCGGGCCCGCGGGGCGCCCGGAGGCGCGGGGACGCCAGUGGGCCGACCCGCAGCCCGCCGCCGCCGGCCCGGCCCCGCCACCGCCGCCCGCGGGGCUCCUCGGCGCGGCCGCCGGGGCCGGGGGAGCAUGAGCCCCGCGACCCGCCGGGGGACGGCCCGGGCCCGACCCGGGAUCUAGACGGCCGUGGGGGAGGGGAGCCGCCCUGCAGCGGCGCCGCUCCGGAACCGCCGGGCCCUCGACGCCGCUUCUCCGGCCCCCGGGACCGCGCUGAUUUGUUUCACCCUCGCGUUGUGCAGAAGUGAAGUGAAGUAAAAUGUCCACUAGGACCCCGCUGCCGACGGUGAAUGAACGGGACACUGAGAACCACACGUCACAUGGAGACGGGCGGCAAGAAGUUACCUCUCGCACUGGGCGCUCUGGAGCACGAUGUAGAAACUCUGUAGCUUCCUGUGCAGAUGAACAACCUCACAUUGGAAACUACAGACUGUUGAAAACAAUCGGCAAGGGGAAUUUUGCAAAAGUGAAAUUGGCAAGACACAUCCUUACGGGCAGAGAGGUCGCAAUAAAAAUAAUUGACAAAACUCAGUUGAAUCCAACAAGUCUACAAAAGCUCUUCAGAGAAGUAAGAAUAAUGAAGAUUUUAAAUCAUCCAAACAUAGUGAAGUUAUUCGAAGUCAUUGAAACUGACAAAACACUCUACCUAAUCAUGGAGUAUGCCAGUGGAGGUGAAGUGUUUGACUAUUUGGUUGCACAUGGAAGAAUGAAGGAAAAAGAAGCAAGAGCUAAAUUUAGACAGAUAGUGUCUGCAGUCCAGUACUGCCACCAAAAGCGGAUCGUCCACAGAGACCUCAAGGCUGAAAAUCUAUUGUUAGAUGCUGAUAUGAACAUUAAAAUAGCUGACUUUGGUUUUAGCAAUGAAUUUACUGUUGGCAGUAAACUGGAUACGUUUUGUGGCAGUCCUCCGUAUGCAGCCCCAGAGCUCUUCCAGGGCAAGAAAUACGACGGGCCGGAAGUGGACGUGUGGAGCCUCGGCGUCAUUCUUUACACUCUAGUCAGCGGGUCACUCCCCUUUGAUGGACAGAACCUAAAGGAACUGAGAGAGAGAGUAUUAAGAGGGAAAUACAGAAUCCCUUUCUACAUGUCCACAGACUGUGAAAACCUUCUCAAACGUUUCCUGGUGCUAAAUCCAAUAAAACGAGGCACUCUAGAGCAAAUCAUGAAGGACAGGUGGAUCAAUGCAGGGCAUGAGGAAGAUGAACUAAAACCAUUUGUUGAACCAGAACUGGACAUCUCAGACCAGAAAAGAAUAGAUAUUAUGGUGGGAAUGGGAUAUUCACAAGACGAAAUUCAAGAAUCUCUUAGUAAGAUGAAAUAUGAUGAAAUCACAGCUACAUACUUGUUGUUGGGGAGAAAAUCUUCAGAGCUGGAUGCUAGUGAUUCCAGUUCUAGCAGCAAUCUUUCACUUGCUAAGGUUAGGCCAAGCAGUGACCUCAACAACAGUACUGGCCAGUCUCCUCACCACAAAGUCCAGAGAAGUGUUUCUUCAAGCCAGAAGCAGAGGCGGUACAGUGACCACGCUGGACCAGCUAUUCCUUCAGUUGUGGCGUAUCCAAAAAGGAGUCAGACCAGCACUGCAGACGGCGACCUCAGAGAAGAUGGAGUUCCCUCCCGGAAACCAGGCGGCAGUGCUGCUGGAGGAAAGGGAGUUGCUCCAGCCAGUCCCAUGCUUGGGAGUGCAAGUAAUCCCAACAAGGCAGAUAUUCCUGAACGCAAGAAGAGCUCCACCGUCCCUGGUAGUAAUACAGCAUCUGGUGGAAUGACGCGGCGGAAUACUUAUGUUUGCAGUGAAAGAACUACAGCUGAUAGACAUUCAGUAAUUCAUAAUGGCAAAGAAAACAGCACUAUUCCUGACCAGAGAGCUCCAGUUGCUUCAACACACAGUAUUAGCAGCGCCACCACCCCAGAUCGAACCCGCUUCCCAAGAGGCACUGCCAGUCGUAGCACUUUCCACGGCCAGCCCCGGGAGCGGCGCACUGCCACGUAUAACGGCCCGCCUGCUUCACCCAGCCUGUCCCAUGAAGCCACACCAUUGUCGCAGACUCGAAGCCGAGGCUCCACUAAUCUUUUUAGUAAAUUAACUUCCAAACUCACGAGGAGAAACAUGUCAUUCAGGUUUAUCAAAAGGCUUCCAACUGAAUAUGAGAGGAACGGGAGAUAUGAGGGCUCAAGUCGCAACGUAUCUGCUGAGCAAAAGGAGGAAAACAAAGAAGCAAAACCUCGUUCCCUGCGCUUUACCUGGAGCAUGAAAACCACUAGUUCCAUGGAUCCCAAUGACAUGAUGCGGGAAAUCCGCAAAGUGCUGGACGCCAAUAACUGUGACUACGAGCAGAGAGAGCGCUUCUUACUCUUCUGUGUCCACGGCGACGGGCACGCGGAGAGCCUCGUGCAGUGGGAGAUGGAAGUGUGCAAGCUGCCAAGACUGUCUCUGAACGGGGUCCGGUUUAAGCGGAUAUCAGGGACGUCCAUAGCUUUCAAAAAUAUCGCUUCCAAAAUUGCCAAUGAGCUAAAGCUGUAACCCAGUAAUUAUGGUGUAAAUUAAGUAGCAAUUUAAAGUGUUUUCCUGAACACUGAUGGAAAUGUAUAGAAUAAUAUUUAGGCAAUAACGUCUGCAUCUUCUAAAUCAUGAUAUUAAAAUAUAAGGACGAGAGCACGCCUGGGAGCGAAAGCUGGCCUUUUUUCUACGAAUGCACUACAUUAAAGACGUGUGACACGUGUGCCCUCUGUCUUAUUUCCAUUGCCCUGAAAGUCAGCGUGUGACAUCCAUCUCCACGUGCCUCCUGUCUGUGCGGGUGUGAGAGUGGACGGUGUGUGUGUGAAGUAGUGCUACGGAAGCAUCUCCUUACACUGGCAACCAGAGUUGUUACGAGUACCUCUGUGGGAGAUUAUUUGGUGCUAAAACAUUAAAAUUGCCAAGGAGGAAAAUACUGAAUUACUACUAAGAAUUAACUUUAAGACUAGUUGGUAAUUAAUGCAGGUUUACAGUUCAUGCCUGUGGUUUUGUGUUUGUUGUUUCGUGUUUUUUUUUAGUGCAAAAGGUUUAAAUUUAUAGUUGUGAACAUUGCUUGUGUGUGUUUUUCUAAGUAGAUUCACAAGAUAAUUAAAAAUUCACUUUUUCUGAGUAAAA